AUGGAAUAUAGUUUUAUGAAUAUACAACAACUAGAGGAGGAUGAAAUAGACCUAAUAUACGAUGAAGAUGAAAUAAAUAUAGAUUUCUUAAAAUUUAAAGAAGAAUAUAUGGAUUAUACUCUAAUAGACUAUGAAGAGGAGGAAUUAACAAGUUUUAAAACAGAGGAAACUAACAAAACAAUAGAACAAAUAAUAGAUAGAAAAAUUACAGAAUUAAACAUACAAGAAGAAGUAGAUAAUAUGGUAAUAGAAUGUAUAACAGACCUAGGAAUGACCUAUGAAGAAAGCUAUAAAAAACUACAAGAAUUCUAUAAUUUACCAUUAGUAGAAAGCAUUUUACAGGGAAAAACAAUGUUAGUAGAGUUUAAUAAACAUGAACAAGCCUAUAUGGCUACAAAAGAAGAAUUACAAGGAAAAAGACCUAGAAUGGAAUGGAGUGGAGAUUCUAGUAGCAGAACUUCACAUGAAACCCUAGGAAGAGAACCCUGGACACAACCAUCAAUAGAUUAUAGUGAAGAAUCAACAUUAAGAGGAAGAGGUAGCAGGUUACCAACAGGACAAACAUACAGUGGAAAUAUGUUAUUAUUAGAACAACAAAAACCCCAACUAUGGAUAGAUGAAGUAUUAACAUGGGAACAAACAGUAGUUAGAAUGUGGGAAACAAAUAAAAAAGAUAGUAUGGACAUGUUUUCCUAUCUAGAAACUACACUAGGACCAAUAGCCCUAGGAAUCUGGCAAAGUAAAAAAGCACAAGAUUCAACAGAAAUUAAUAAUUUAAAAGCUUUAGGAGAUAAUCCUUAUAAUUUCACAUCACAAAUCAGAACACUUAUAUUAGGAGUUGAUCCAGCAAAAAAUAAUAGCUUAAUACAAGAUACAGCUAUUAGAAAUCUAGAACAAUUAAGUAUAGCUGAUAUGAAAUACAUAAAUGAAUUUAUACUAGAUUUUACAAGAUUGCUAUCACAAACAGGAAAAGCAAUGGAUGAUGAUCUAUGUGAUAAGUAUUUUAUAAAACUACCAGGAGAUUUAGUAAAAAAUAUACAUGAGUCGUGGAAAACAAUAUAUGGAGAACACCACAAUCUUGGAAUAGGACCUAGAAUAACUUAUACAUUUGGUAUAUUAGAAGAUAAAUGCAAAGAAGUAGCUUUACAAGAACAACUAAAAAGAAAUGCAUAUGCAUUUUGUAAAACAGCAAUCUACACACCCCAAGCCUAUGGGUUUUAUGAUAAAAAGAAAAAUAUAAGAAAAAGCACUACUUAUAACAAAAAUUACAAAGCAAAUUAUAACAAAAACAAAUAUGUUAGAAAGCCUCAAACAAGAAGAUGUAAAUGUUUCAUAUGUGGAGAAGAACAACAUUUAGCUAACAAAUGUCCCAAUAAAAAUAAGAACAUAGAAAGGGCUAGCUUAGUGAAACAACUACACGAUUAUGAAAUAGAAGCUAUUAAAACAGACGAAUCAGAUAAUGAGUCAGUCUAUAGUAUAUACAGUGAAGACGAAAAGCCAAUAACUAAGGUCACUUACACAUACAUGAAUAUAGAAGAAUGUCAACAUACCUAG
Messenger RNA from Helianthus annuus (common sunflower), 1554 nucleotides. RefSeq lists its product as uncharacterized. The coding region runs from base 1 to 1554 and encodes 517 amino acids. The transcript has a single exon. Lineage: Eukaryota; Viridiplantae; Streptophyta; Magnoliopsida; Asterales; Asteraceae. Gene Ontology annotation, molecular function: zinc ion binding; nucleic acid binding. The record is from RefSeq and is a predicted model, not a curated record.